Molecule: messenger RNA, 1965 nt
Organism: Cyphellophora attinorum
Lineage: Eukaryota; Fungi; Ascomycota; Eurotiomycetes; Chaetothyriales; Cyphellophoraceae
Product: Transcriptional activator of proteases prtT
Exons: 4
Coding region: 1-1965 (654 amino acids)
Biological process (GO): regulation of DNA-templated transcription
Cellular component (GO): nucleus
Molecular function (GO): DNA-binding transcription factor activity, RNA polymerase II-specific; zinc ion binding; transcription cis-regulatory region binding
Source: RefSeq, a predicted model, not a curated record
AUGGCUCCCACGUCGGCCGCUAUCGCUCUAAAGGAGGCAUGCAGUACGCAGCGGACUCCCGAGAUCACACGCAAAAUCACAGCUUGCGUUGCAUGUCGUAAACUAAAGAUCAAAUGUUAUAUGGACGAUGCGCGACCACCUUGCAAGCGAUGCAAAGGGCGAGGGCUUUCUUGCACGGUCAACAAGAGCAUACAGAUGAUCCUCGACAGUGACAUCGCCUGGAAAGAGGAGCUGGAACAGCGAGUCGCAGAUCUUGAAAGACGAUCAUCUGCUCGAGACGAUACUCGACCCGUAAAUCUUGAACCGUUCACUCAAGUACAACAACAUCCGCCAGUCGGUCAAUCCGAAGCACUGAACCCACCGCAGAGUACGAUAUUAGAUACCGCAAAGCGCGCGACCGCCCAGGCACGAGGCGGCUCAAUGCUCAAUCUCGCAUGCAAUCCUGGAUCCUUUCCUGGCUCAGCAUUAGUCGGUCAAUCCACCAACGACGAAGGCUACAGACCAAGUACGAGAGCGGAUCUGAUCGCGAAAGGCGUCAUCACGGAACGCACGGCGAUAGAGCUAUUCGAAUUCUAUGCGCUUCACCUCGACCACUUCGCCUAUAAUCUUUUGCCGGAGAAUGCCGAACUGCCAAGUAUUCGGUCAAGGUCUUCACUCCUGACUUCUGCCAUCUGCACUGUGGCUGCAUUCUGCAGCUCUGCCAAAUGCUACCAGGAGUGUCUUGCAUCCUUCCGUGAAGAGGUCAACGCAGAACUGUUCACAAGCCAACACACCUUCGAUGACGUCCGGGCACUGUGCAUUGGCUCCUUUUGGCUAUCUGAUCUGUCUACUGCGCUGUCGGCGCUCGCUGUUCGAUUCGCCGCAGAACUCAACCUGCAUCGAUGCAUAACGAAGAUGCCGCACACCAAUCCGAAGUGCUACGAUAGAACCCGUCUCUACUUUGUUGUCGUCAUUUGUGAUCACCAGUGUACGCUUGUUCGUGGUCGUCCACCCAUGACUCGUGCAAUGCGAUCGCUGCAGAACCCACGUGCUCUCCUCAAAAGCCGUCAUUCCGUACCUGCGGACAUCCGGUUGAUCAGCCAUCUGGAGCUCUGGACUCUCAACACUCGGAUGCUAGACAUCUUCGGUGCGGAUGUCGGGACACCAUUUCCAGUCGAGGAAAAGGCCGACGAGCUAUAUCAGCUAGCUAAGUACUUCGACCGCUGGCACAAGCAGUGGUCGGAUCUGGUGACAAGUCAAGACGACCUGGACAUGUCUACUGAUCCCACACUGGACCUCUACUAUCACAUCGCAAGGCUCUGUCUCUUUGCCCAUACCUUCCGGGGCGUCUCACCAGCGACACCCAUCUUUGUUCCAAGAAGUUCCCAAAGCAGGACUGACAUAGCAGAGUUUGCCAGCCACGCGGUCGACAGCGCCAUCGCCAUCGUCACCCGGUUUCUUGAGACUCACGCACAAGCGCCCGUACUCCCAACCUACUUUGCCACCUCACUAGCUUUCGCAGCUGUCAUACUUGUGACAGUAUGUUCAAGGACAAUGUACUCGACGUUCUCAGACCUCAGCGACCCGAAAAAGCACGAAGCUCGGAACGCAGUAACGCAGCUCUGUGGUCUGCUCACUGGACUUUCGCUGACACUCAGUCCUGAACAUCCGCUGUGUGUUAUUGCCAAGGGCCUUCAGCCAGUGCUCCAAAGCUUGUCAACGACUCACCAGACUGCACCUCGGAUAGAGGUUGCCACGAUUCCGGCCGGUAACGAUUUUGAUGGUGGUCUCUUCACCAGUAGGGAGUUCUCUCCUGAUUCUCAUUUUCAGGUCAACGGCCCACACUAUCAACAGAUGCCGGAUGAUCCGAUGCUAACAACUGUGGGAGGCCAGCCCGUGAUGUUGCCGUCGACGGCAACAGAGAUCGACUGGUCACUGUUUCCAGUCGACUUUUCCGCAGAGUUUCCGGACUUCACAAAUGUCUGA